Aethina tumida (small hive beetle) is the source of this 2900-nucleotide messenger RNA. It is a transcript of the gene boss, whose product is annotated as protein bride of sevenless. The transcript is spliced from 4 exons. The record is from RefSeq and is a predicted model, not a curated record. Gene Ontology annotation, biological process: visual perception; G protein-coupled receptor signaling pathway. Gene Ontology annotation, cellular component: membrane. NCBI's taxonomy places the organism in Eukaryota, Metazoa, Arthropoda, Insecta, Coleoptera, Nitidulidae. Gene Ontology annotation, molecular function: sevenless binding; adenylate cyclase inhibiting G protein-coupled glutamate receptor activity. The coding region runs from base 123 to 2315 and encodes 730 amino acids.
UGUCACACUUCGUCCACUUUGAAUUUGGUGCAUUCAGUCAGAAAACGGAAGCAGGAAGGAGGCAGGAUCCACGCUGACCCCGACUAAUUCAUAACACGUUCUGAACAUCGGCCAGUGUUAAAAUGUUCGUGAACUUGUUUGUAGUGUGCCUUUGCGUCGUCCCUUUGUUGGCCCAAGCCCUGUACAAGGAUAGCAGUGACGUUAAUGUUGUUUUGAUGGUGAACGGGUGCAGGAACAGGACUUCGGACGUGUCCUUCAACACCCAAAGUCUUGUGAAUGCCGCCAUUUGGACUACGCAAAGGAUCAACUUCUUAGAAGUUACCAAUCCAUUGAAGUUUGGCCUCAGUGUGAUACAAACUUGUACGCAAAAAGACUCCAUUAAUGCUGUUUUCAAUAUGUAUAACAGCAGUGAAGAGAAUUAUCUUGUCGGAUUGAUCAGUGAAGAAAGGCUUGAUUUACAAGUGGAAGAGUUAAGUGAUGUUCUGGGUAUAAAAACAACAACUUUACCAAAAGUCUAUAAGCAUAUGGUGAAAAGUGCAGUGGAAUUUUUGGGCAUGAUGAACUGGUAUCAAAAUGUAACUGUUAUAGUUGAUAACGAAAGGAUUUUAAGUGAGUUUUAUACGUUUACAACCAGAAAAUUUAUAUGUGUCAACAAUUAUUUUACAUUAAGGAGAAACCAUCACACAAACUAUAACAUAUCAUCAGACACUGUGGUGUUUUUUGGAAAUAAUGAAGAAAUUCAUAGUUUUAUAAAUGAAACUGAAGAUAAGAUUUCUUAUAAUAAUAUAUUAAUAGUACCAACGGAUGGAUCGGUGCCAAGAGGUUUGCCAACUGAUUCUUACGUGAUCAUUCCUAACUACACUCCACUAUCAAAGAAUUUUAAGAAAACAACAAAUGUAGAGUUGACUCCUCAACUAUUCGACAUAGCAAGUCCUUUAUUAAACUUUGCUUACACAAUUGGUGAUUACCUGAAGGAAAAUUGCAAUGACACAUUUUACAAAUUAAAUUGCCUCAGGAGCAAAUUCAAUAACGAUUUUCCACGUAGGACGUACCCACCUUCGGAAAUAUUAGAUGAUUUGAAGAUACAACCUUUAGAAGAACACUUUGUGUACAACGUGUAUGUUGUGGAUGUCAACAACGACACGGAGAGCUUGACCAAAAACAACUUUCUACUUCCCUUAACCAAAGUUUUCACUUUCAAUUUCUUGACUGGGAAGUGGUUCGUCCAUAAUGUCUCUGUAAUACAGGAAAAUUUGGAACUGCACAACGAAACAAUAGAAUACUGCAAGGAGAAUGCCAAUUAUUGUAUAAACAAUUGUAAAAACUACCUAGAAAGUUACCUGGAGAAUCAAGAAAUGAUAUCAGAAACAAUUUUCUCACAAAUCAUCAUUAGAACCGACGCGUGGGUGUACGCGUUCCUUUCCUUGUCUGUCCUAGGCAUUUUGUUCUGCAUUGCCAUUCUAAGCUUCAUUCUUAUAAGUAUCUGCCGCAGAGACAUUCUGGAAGGCAAUCCGACGCUAACCAUAACCCUACUCAUAGCUGUGAUGCUUAUGUUCUUGUCCGUUCUGCCAUUCUGCGUCAACGUCACAUCAGGUACCGCCAGAGACGUGGUGUGUCUUCUAAAAGCGUUGGCAGUAACACUAACCUACGCCCUGGCCUACUCUCUUCUUUUGUCAAGAUGCAUUUUGUUGGCUUCCGCCUCCAAAGAAAUCGGUUUCAUGUCACACGUAUCAGGAAGCGUGCAAUCUUUCUUGUGCCUCUUCAUAUUCGGAGUCCAAAUAGCUCUUAGCAUUCAAAUUAUCGGUAGAUGUGCCGACUUUUUCAGAGGGUACACGUUUAUCUUCUUCAUGUCCUACGACAUCAUGUUGCUGAUGUUGCUGCUGUGCCUCUGCCCCCUGAUCUACAAAUGCCAGAGGAACUAUCGUGAAGGGAAGUACUUCGUAAUCGCCAUUUGUCUGACCACAAUCGUCUGGUGCUUUUGGCUCCCGUUGUAUUGUUGCAUGGGCCACAACUGGAAGGAGCCCAUUUUGUGCUUCGGAGUCGUGAGCACGGCCAGCAUCUUCCUCGGAAGCAUCUUCAUCCCCAGGACUUAUCUAAUGACGAUUGCCAACGCCAGGGAUAAAAUCACGAGCAGGCUGCCCUCGCUGGCCACGGCGACCAGUGCCAUCGAUAUCUACAGAGCAAACACGCAAGUAGCCCGUCUACGAUUGCGUGAAUGUGGCAGCCAUAAACGCAGUCAACGUCGCCAGAGCGGGAGUCGUAGGCACAACAAUACAGCAGCCGGAUCUGUAUUCCUGUCCAACGCUGCCGGAUGAUGAUGAUAUUGACUUCCGUUGUGACAGUCCGCUAAGUACGGACAAAGUGACGAGAUUUUAGAUUUUACCUCGAGUUCUAUUUAUUAAAUGUGUUGAUUUUACAUUUUUUCUGCGUUUCCGUUUUUUGUGUGCAAUGCCGAUGAACUGGGUCAGUAACGAUUUACGAUGUGAUGGGAAUUAAAUGAUGAAAAUAGUAGUUUGGGCAUAUUUUAAUGAGGAAGAAGACAUAGAGGUGCAUCCCAGUAGCACCAAAUCAAUUUAAUAUUAAGUUCUCUUCACUGUUUGAUGUUUUCUUUGAGGGCAUUUUCUGUGUUUAAUAGUUAAUAAAUGUUUUGCUCAUUUUAUGAAGAUGACAAGUAAAACUAGCAUUAAGCUCUUAAGAUGUUUAAGAAAAACUAGUGCAUACAAUACUGUGUUAACCAUAUUACACAUAUUUAUUGUUAAUAUUAUAUUAAUAUUAAAUAUGUUCAGUGAAUUCAAUAUAAUAAGUAAUUAGAACAUUUAAGAUACAAUUAAUAUUGUUACAAUGUAUAAAAUAUCUGUAUCCCAGUGGUAAUUAAUCUGAAUAAACAUACUUUAACAACA